GGAUGGAGAACGUAACAGCGAGCGAAGUGGCCGGCUUCGCGGUGGGGGCUCUGCUGGUCUGCGCCACCAUUUCUGCUCCCAGAAUCGACGCUUUCAUCUCUUCUUCUCAGCGCAGCUCCUUGGGUAUGUGCAAGAGAUGUGGUGACCUGAGAAUGAUAGCAUGUUCAAAAUGCAGAGGAGUUGGAUCAACCAAAGCAGGUGGACUGUUUGGUGUCAACAUUCUUGCUGACUUUUACGAAUCGUUUGGAAGAGACGAAUCGAACCUGCCUUCUAUCCCGUGCUCGAGAUGCAACGCUAAAGGUCGCUUCAGCUGUCCAGAUUGCUGCUCUCAAUCAAUCUCAUGAACUUGAACUUUUUUUCUUUUGUUCUUGGGUCAUGUAGAUAUGAAAUUUUCCAUUUUCAAUAUUAUGGAAAUGUACCAAUAGCUUCUCAUUAUCUCUUCUUUGCUUUUCUUUUUUUCCUUACCUUUUUUACCACUUUCAUCUUUUCAUGAAUAUUACUUUGAAGCAUCUGCAUAAAGCUGAAAUUCCAGAAAUGAAGAUAUAUGGUGAUGAAGAUUUCAACUUCA
Messenger RNA from Momordica charantia (bitter melon), 568 nucleotides. Its product is annotated as chaperone. The record is from RefSeq and is a predicted model, not a curated record. Lineage: Eukaryota; Viridiplantae; Streptophyta; Magnoliopsida; Cucurbitales; Cucurbitaceae.